UUCCUUCAAACAGAACCAGGAGAGCGCCACUGGAGAAUUGCUGUGUGGGAGACAACAUCGGCUCUGGAGAAUCCUUUGCUAGUCCAACGCCGCCAUAAGAGCUUCUAAAGGAGCUUAAUCGCCACGAUUCCUGUCUAUCAUAUGCAACCUAGUAAUCAGUUUACAAGAUAUAAACGACAAUGACGAAGGUGUAUGGGAUUGGACCUUAUGAUUUCCGGCGUCAUAGAGUAGCGGAGUACCCUGUGGAGGGGCAAUCACAACAACCAGCUGUGUCGGCUAUCCCUGACAAGCCGCCGGAGUCAAAUCCCCUUUCAAAUGUCCCCAGCUCCAUAACCCUCAGUGAGAUCCAACGUGACCGCCUCACCAAAAUUGCAGCUGAAAAUUGGUCAAAAACAACGGACUCUGCAGCUAAGAAGCCAUUUGAUGCCGACUUAGUCAAUGAAAUUUACUAUACUGAGCUUACAGUAAAAGGGGGUAGAAAGCCUGUGCCACUCCAGAGGGUGAUGAUUUUGGAAGUGAGCCAGUAUUUGGAGAAUUACCUGUGGCCAAAUUUCAAUCCAGAGAGUUCUACAUUUGAGCAUGUGAUGUCAAUGAUACUUAUGGUCAAUGAGAAGUUCCGUGAAAAUGUGGCUGCUUGGUUAUGUUUCCAUGAUCAAAAAGAUAAAUUCAAAGCAUUUCUUGAGAGGGUCAUUUCCCUAAAGGAGGGUUGCUUGCAGGGAAGAAGCUUAAGUAUUGCUGAGAAGACCAACUAUCUACUUUUCAUGAUUAAUGCUUUUCAGAGUUUAGAAGAUGAGAUAGUGAGCAAGAAGAUUUUAAGAUUAGCAGGUCUUCAGUGUUGGCAUUGUUUAUCAUAUGGCCGAUUUCAAAUGGAACUCUGUAUGAAUCCAGACCUGAUUAAGAAAUGGAAAAAGAUUGCUAAAAGAGCCAAGGAGGCAGCUAACAGAGGAGAACCUUUUGAUCCCUCAAACAUGCUGGAAGCAAAAUUCUUGAGGAACCUGAUUGAGGAGUUUCUUCAGGUGCUUGAUUCUGAGGUUUUCCCUAGCAUGGAGCACAGUGAGACAGAGGAUAGAUUUAUUGAUGCAAGUGAUUUUGCAGCUGUUCAUGAUGCUUGUGUCUUAUAUUGUGAAAGGUUUAUGGAGUUCCUCAUUGAUCUUCUGAGCCAACUGCCAACAAGAAGAUAUAUAAGGCCUCUUGUUGCUGAUGUUGCUGUUGUUGCUAAAUGUCAUUUAAGUGCCCUCUAUAAGCAUGAGAAAGGAAAACUCUUUGCACAGCUUGUUGACUUGCUUCAAUUUUAUGAGACAUUUGAGAUUGAUGACCAUCUAGGGAGGCAAAUGACUGAUGAUGAGGUCCUUCUGGCUCAUUAUGAUCGCUUCCAGUCAUUCCAACUUUUUGCAUUCAAUAAGAUUCCUAAGUUGCGGGAGCUUGCUCUAGCCAAUAUAGGUGCAAUCAACAGGCGUGCUGAUCUCUCAAAGAAACUCUCAGUGCUUUGUCCUGAAGAAUUGAGAGAUUUGGUUUGUCAAAAGCUUAAACUGAUAUCAAAAGAUGAUCCAUGGUCGGAAAGGGUUGAUUUCUUGAUUGAAGUCAUGGUCUCAUUUUUUGAGAGACAACAAUCUCAGAAGGAGGCCAUAAAUGCUCUUCCUCUUUACCCUAAUGAACAUAUAAUGUGGGAUGAAAGUCUUGUACCUAGCAUUAACUACACGGGAGAAGGGUGUCUUGCACUGCCCAAACUCAAUCUACAGUUUUUGACCCUUCACGAUUACCUACUUAGGAAUUUUAACCUAUUUCGUCUUGAAUCAACUUAUGAAAUCCGUGAAGAUAUUCAGGAAGCUAUACCACAUCUUCUUGCUUACAUUAAUAAUGAAGGAGAACCUGCAUUCCGUGGUUGGUCUCGCAUGGCUGUUCCAUUUAAAGAAUUUAAGAUUACUGAGGUAAAACUGCCAAAUAUUGGGGAGGUUAAGCCAGCUUCUGUGACUGCAGAAGUUACUUUCAGCAUUGCCAGUUACAAAGCACAAAUAAGAUCAGAAUGGAAUGCACUUAAAGAGCAUGAUGUUCUCUUUUUGUUGUCAAUUCGUCCUUCAUUUGAGCCCCUGAGUGCAGAAGAGGCUGCUAAAGCGACUGUACCACAGAGACUUGGCCUUCAAUAUGUUCGUGGAUGUGAAAUUAUUGAGAUCCGUGAUGAAGAGGGAACUCUGAUGAAUGAUUUCACAGGGAGGAUCAAGCGGGAUGAGUGGAAACCUCCAAAAGGAGAUCUUAGAACUGUUACUCUUGCACUUGACACAGCACAGUAUCACAUGGAUGUUAGUGAUAUUGCAGAAAAAGGUGCUGAAGACAUUUACAGUACAUUUAACAUCUUAAUGAGAAGGAAGCCAAAGGAAAACAAUUUCAAAGCCAUUUUAGAAUCCAUAAGAGAUCUGAUGAAUGAAACUUGUAUAGUUCCAGACUGGUUGCAUGACAUAUUUUUAGGCUAUGGAAAUCCUUCCGCUGCACAGUGGACUAAUAUGCCUGACCUUCUUGAAGUAGUGGAUUUCAAAGAUACCUUUCUUGAUGCUGAUCAUGUGCGAGAGAGUUUUUCAGAUUACCAGAUUUCCUUUGUGAACUCGGAUGGUACGGAAAACUUGCAGCCUAGCCCUCCCUUUAGAAUUAGAUUUCCCAGGAACCUGAAAGGCAAUGCCCAUGCUGUUCCAGGGAAUGUGAAGUCUAUAGCAGCUUCUGCAGACGCUGCCAACAUGGAAGGUGUUCAUUCAGAAAAGGAAGAGCUUAUUGUUGAAGCUUAUAUCCCUCCUGAUCCUGGUCCAUAUCCCCAGGAUCAGCCUAAGCAAAACUCAGUGAGAUUUACCUCGACUCAGAUUGGAGCAAUCAUUUCAGGCAUUCAGCCAGGUUUAACUAUGGUUGUGGGUCCACCUGGUACAGGAAAGACGGAUACAGCUGUGCAGAUUUUGAAUGUACUAUAUCAUAAUUGCCCUUCUCAGAGAACUUUGAUUAUAACUCAUUCAAAUCAGGCUCUAAAUGAUCUUUUUGAGAAAAUAAUGGAGAGGGAUGUGCCAGCUCGCUAUCUUCUUCGUCUUGGUCAAGGGGAGCAAGAACUAGCAACUGAUCUUGACUUCAGUCGUCAAGGCCGUGUUAAUGCAAUGCUUGUUCGGCGUCUGGAAUUACUUAGCGAAGUGGAGAGGCUAGCUAGGUCUCUCCAAUUGCCUGAAGAUGUUGGUUAUACUUGUGAAACUGCAGGGUACUUUUGGCUGCUUCAUGUGUACUCACGCUGGGAACAAUUUUUAGCUGCAUCUGCUGAGAACCAGCAUAAACCCACAUUUGUUCAGGACAGGUUUCCUUUUAAGGAGUUCUUUUCUAAUGCUCCACUACCACUUUUUACGGGUGAGUCUUUUGAUAAAGACAUGCGCACAGCUAAGGGGUGCUUUCGUCACCUGAAAACUAUGUUCCAAGAGCUUGAAGAAUGUAGGGCAUUCGAAUUGCUUAAGUCAACUGUUGAUAGAUCAAAUUACCUGAUGACUAAACAGGCAAAAAUUGUGGCAAUGACUUGUACCCAUGCAGCUCUUAAAAGGAAAGAUUUUCUUCAAUUAGGAUUUAAGUAUGACAAUUUGUUAAUGGAAGAAAGUGCUCAGAUAUUAGAGAUUGAAACAUUCAUACCAAUGUUGCUUCAAAGACAGGAAGAUGGUUAUGCUCGUCUUAAACGUUGUAUAUUGAUUGGUGACCACCACCAGCUGCCUCCUGUUGUAAAAAAUAUGGCUUUUCAAAAGUAUAGCCAUAUGGAUCAGAGUUUAUUUACGAGAUUUGUCCGCUUGGGGAUUCCUUACAUUGAGCUUAAUGCCCAAGGUAGAGCAAGGCCUAGUUUGGCCAGACUUUACAAUUGGAGAUACCGAGAUUUGGGUGAUCUUCCUUAUGUGAAGGAGAACGCCAUCUUUCUCAAAGCUAAUGCCGGAUUUUCCUAUGACUAUCAGUUGAUUGAUGUGCCUGAUUACCAUGGAAGAGGAGAGACUGCCCCCUCUCCUUGGUUCUAUCAAAAUGAGGGUGAAGCUGAAUAUCUAGUUAGUGUGUAUAUUUACAUGCGUUUACUUGGGUAUCCUGCAAAUAAGAUAUCCAUCUUAACUACUUACAAUGGUCAGAAACUUUUGAUCCGUGAUGUUAUAAACAGACGGUGUGUUCCUUACGACUUCAUUGGUCCACCACACAAGGUUGCAACUGUUGAUAAAUUCCAAGGUCAACAAAAUGAUUUCAUCUUAUUGUCUCUCGUGCGAACUCGGUUUGUGGGCCAUCUUCGGGAUGUUAGAAGGUUGGUUGUGGCAAUGUCUCGUGCUCGUCUGGGUCUCUAUGUCUUUUGUCGACGGUCUCUUUUUGAACAAUGCUAUGAACUGCAACCUACCUUUCAACUCCUGCUACAGAGGCCUGACUGCCUUGGCUUGAAUAUACAUGAGGUAACAUCAUUCACAGACCGUCAUGUUGAUGAAACCGGAGAGAUCCAACUCGUUAGUGGUCUUGAUGAAAUGGCAAAUAUUGUGAACUUCAAGAUGCAUCAGGUCUAUCAGGCGCGGGCGAUGAGCUAUCAUCAAUUCAAUCAAAUUUCAGCUUAUGCAGAGCCUGCUCCCGAGGAAAAUGAUCCAACACAAGAGUACAAUGCCAUGGAUAUCGAUGGCCCUGCACCAGAAAAUGGUGCCAAUGAGGAGACACCGCCUGAAAUUGGUGCCAGCGAGGAGAAGCCACCUGAAAACGGUGCCAACAUGGGGACACCACCUGAAAAUGGUGCCAACGAGGAGAAACCACCUGAAAGUGGUGCCAACGAGGAGACACCACCUGAAAAUGGUGCCAACAAGGAGGCACCACCAGAAAUUGGUAACAAGGAGAAACAACAUGAAAAUGAUGCCAACGAGGAGACACCACCAGAAUCAAAGUUAGAUGGGCCCACAUCAGCAGAAGCCUCAGCUAACGAAAUUGGAUCUUCAAAUGGGGGUGUUGAUGGUGAAGAUAAAAAAGAUGGCAGUGACGUGGCGACUGGAGGUGGUUUGAUUUGAUGAAGACGAAAUGGAGUGAUCCGGCAUGCCCGAGUUUCUGGACUUCAACAUGCACAAAAGGAUUGCAGGCUUGCAUCUCUGUGCAGUAGAGAAGUUCUGAGGUGUAAUGAAUUGCAGUGUUACACCCACGAGGCGAUUCAGCAAGUUAAACAUUACUUUUGUAAGAUGUAGCAGGAAGUUAAACAUUACUUUUGUAAGAUGUUAUUAUUCUGUAGAAUCAGAAAGAGAAUGAAGGAUUUUGGUAUAGCUAGGAAAAUUGACCAAUUAUUUAUUUCAUACCUGCCUUCUAUCCUGAACUCAGCUGUGUAUAUGAAGUGUUUGAUAGUUAUCAUUGCAAGUUUGCAACCUCCAA
Molecule: messenger RNA, 5373 nt
Organism: Ipomoea triloba (trilobed morning glory)
Lineage: Eukaryota; Viridiplantae; Streptophyta; Magnoliopsida; Solanales; Convolvulaceae
Product: RNA helicase aquarius
Exons: 16
Coding region: 180-5021 (1613 amino acids)
Biological process (GO): mRNA splicing, via spliceosome
Cellular component (GO): catalytic step 2 spliceosome
Molecular function (GO): helicase activity; mRNA binding
Source: RefSeq, a predicted model, not a curated record